AUGAGAAAAAUAAUUGUUACCUGUAGAGGAGAGGUGGAGGUGGAGGGAGAACGUCCUUAUACAGGGAAAGCUCAACCCAGAGAACAAGCAAAGAUAUGUGUUGAAUUUCAAGACAAAUAUUGUUCCUGCGAGUUGGAACUGUUGGAUUCUCGAUACUUGAUUAGCGAAGCUUUGGACUCUCAGAUAUUUGGUGAAGCCAUAUCUGCUCUAGACAGGGCUUUAGAAAAUGCCUUCUCUGUUAUGGCUGAUGAGGAAACUGCUUUCAUAAGUAUCAGUAUUCCUGGAAGAUUUGUAAAUGAUGAUCUCACAGAGUUGGUGGAGUUCACAUGUACAGCGUGCUUAAAAAUUAUUGAGAAUGGGAAAUUAAUAUUAGAAUUCACUCCCAAGGAAAAAUUAGGUAUAGCUGUCAAGUACAAAAACUUAGGUAUAGGUCUCUACAAAGAAGGUUGUCUCUCCAAACAAAUAUCUGCCUUUUUUAUGUUCAGGGAUGCAGUAAAGUGGCUUGUUAUGAUUGAACCAGAUGAAGUAAAGGAUAGUUUUGCAGAAAUUCAAGUAAUUAAAAUGCAUUGUUAUAAUAAUCUCGCAUUAUAUCACAUAAGACAACACCAAUACAAGCUGGCCAUAUCUGCGGCUACCAUUGUCCUUGAUACCGAUGAAAAGAAUGUAAAGGCACUGUACAGACGAGCUGUGGCUAAUACAGAAAUACAGAACUAUGAAAUAGCCAUAGAUGACAUUCAGUCUGCCUUAGCCAUUGACCCCAACAAUGGACCAGCUAAAAAACAGUUAGAUAUGAUAAAGAAGAGACAGAGAGUUGUGUCAGAUAAAUGUGCUCAAGCAAUGAAGAAGUUCUUCAGUUGA
Homarus americanus (American lobster) is the source of this 858-nucleotide messenger RNA. Its product is annotated as 70 kDa peptidyl-prolyl isomerase-like. The coding region runs from base 1 to 858 and encodes 285 amino acids. Gene Ontology annotation, molecular function: protein binding. The transcript has a single exon. The record is from RefSeq and is a predicted model, not a curated record. NCBI's taxonomy places the organism in Eukaryota, Metazoa, Arthropoda, Malacostraca, Decapoda, Nephropidae.